Belonocnema kinseyi is the source of this 1557-nucleotide messenger RNA. RefSeq names its product peroxisome biogenesis factor 10-like (gene Pex10). Bases 496 to 1356 code for a protein of 286 amino acids. Lineage: Eukaryota; Metazoa; Arthropoda; Insecta; Hymenoptera; Cynipidae. Gene Ontology annotation, molecular function: zinc ion binding. The record is from RefSeq and is a predicted model, not a curated record. Gene Ontology annotation, biological process: protein import into peroxisome matrix. Gene Ontology annotation, cellular component: peroxisomal membrane. The transcript has 3 exons.
ACCCACGCAUUCACAUUCCUUCUGUUCACAAAAUCACAAAGAUUGUCGAUAAUACUUCUCAAUCUAUGUGCGAGUUCAAUUGAAAUAAUCCAUAUAAAUUAUUUUUUCAAAUAUCUCCAGAAAGAUUUACUCUGAAAAUUUAGAGCUGUCACGUUGGCAGCAGUUCUAUGACAGUCGAGUCAAAGUUCAUAACAUAAACAUGUGAAACCUGUCUUUUUUAAAUAAAAAACAUCCACAAAUUAAGAGUUUCUGAAAAUUUUUUGAUCCUAGUGCUCACUGAGAUUCCUUACGUAAUAAAAAUAUUAAUUUGAAUAUUGGAAAGACUUCUUUAUUAUUAAAGAAGACCUUUUGUAAUCAUUUUGAGGUUAUAUGUACUCAUAUCAGGCUUUUAUCACAAUAACAGCGGGAGAUUUUGAAAUAGGAAGUGUCCGUUUUUUUAUAACUUGCCAAAAAUGAUUUAAGGUUGUAGUAGAAUUAAAAAAAUAUACCGUAAAUAUGGAGAGCGAUAAGAAGCGAGCAGGAAGAAAAUUAAAGUCUGCCAAUCAGGCAGAAAUUCUGCGUUCAACUCAAAGAGACAAUGAUUUUGUGUCAAAUUUGAGUGAAAAAAUAUCUGAUUUGCUAACUAGAUUCAAAGGAUAUAGAUCGCUGUUACAUUUUAUGCAAUCGGAUAUACCGGCAAGAUUUGUGUAUUUUGUUCUCACUUCCGGAAUGGGAAAUCAAACUCUUGGAGAAGAGUAUACAGGAAUUGUUCAAGCUGAUUUGGAUGCUCGUAAAGUUCCAUCACUAAGUGCAAGGAUAUUAGCUGCAAUUUUAGAAUGUUUUGGAGAACAAGCCUUUCUGAGAAUCCUGUUAAGACUACAAGCUUCAAUAAAUCAUCCCCACAGCGAAUUAACGCCUGCAGCAGUUGCAUUUUUUAACAGUCUUCUUUCUAAAUUACGUGCUGCGGUACCUUUGUUAAUUCUUGCUCACCGUGGAUUAUUUUAUAUUUUCGGGCGAUACUACAGUUUAGGAAAAAGAAUAGCUGGUGUGGAUUACGCCAAGAUUUAUGGAAAACGUCCUACUGAUGGAAUAAGUUGGGGCUUAAGAUUAUUAGGCGUUGCAACCCUUGUUCAAUUUUUAUUGAGACUUUUCCAAAAAGAUCACAGAUUGGAGGAAAAUUCUGAUUUCAAUGAGAUCGAACUCAGCACGAGUACAAAAUGCCAGUUAUGUUUAGAGAAACUGCCAACGACUGCCACACCUUGUGGUCAUUUAUUUUGCUGGAAUUGUCUCGCAGAGUGGCUCCGCACAAGAGCUCGAUGUCCUCUUUGUCGAGAACACGUUCUCCCGUCGAGAAUCGUUCAUCUCAUGAAUAUAUAACAUUUCCAGAAACCAUAUUAUUAAAAAUUAAUAAAACCAAAAACAAGUAACAAAUAGGAUGUAUAUCAGGAUGUCUAUUGAAAUCCUGGAAAAAAAUUCCCUGAAAAUUGCAAUCUUUUUUCCAGAUAUAAUUUUUUCGCGAGUUUAUUACAAAUAAAGUUCUUUUUAGUUUUUAGGGAUUUAAUUACUAUUAGCAGAUAU